This is a messenger RNA of Anolis carolinensis (green anole), 3623 nucleotides long. RefSeq names its product cation channel sperm-associated auxiliary subunit delta-like. Gene Ontology annotation, biological process: sperm capacitation; flagellated sperm motility. NCBI's taxonomy places the organism in Eukaryota, Metazoa, Chordata, Lepidosauria, Squamata, Anolidae. The coding region runs from base 528 to 2957 and encodes 809 amino acids. Gene Ontology annotation, cellular component: CatSper complex; sperm principal piece. The transcript has a single exon. The record is from RefSeq and is a predicted model, not a curated record.
UCCCAACGGAUGACAUAGGAGAUAUGGUCGAAUGCUGUCUUCCUGGUCAUUCAGGAUCAGGCAAACCUGAGGAUCAAGACUAUUGUACGAUAGAGCCCAGUGAGAUAACAUGAUUCAGAAAAGUCCUGAAUGACCAGGCCUCCCACUGCGAAAUAUUAAGUAGUCCAAAAUGAACCCUAGAAUCUAGUUCCGAAACUGUUAGAGCAGCAAUAUUGCACAAAAAUGUCCCUAAAUUAGUUGUAGGGGAUGUGGAGAACAUUGCUACCAUGUUUGGGCUUCUUAGAGGUCAAAUAAUAUUUGUGGAUUAUUAAAAUUACAUCCUAAUGUCCUCCAGGACUUUCCUUCAUAUUCUCUCUUGCCCAUAUUUACACCAAGGAGAGGCCUUUUCUGAAGCAGAAUGUGAGCAGGAAAUUACCCUUUUCUGUCACCCAUCCCCCGAGUGGGCCAACUGCCUCUCGGAACCAGGACUGCUGAAUGGCAGGGCCUAACAAAACCUGAUAUAACUGACUUCUUUAAGACAAGCUCUGAUGCCACAGGCUAUAAUUGAUGAAAUCGAGAAGAGGGAAAAGAUGACCACAUUCUUGUGGAAGUCUGGUACCUACUUGGCCAUAUUUGUGAACCUCUGGCUGCUCCCAGUCAAUGUGGAGGUCAGUGCCUGGCCCUGCAGCACUGAGAGGAUAGUUCAUUCAGCUGCCUCUUUUGAUGUGCUAGAUGUACGAACAAGACCUCCAAGUGGUGUGAACCUUCGUUAUGUCUACAGGGAUCCAAUCUUAAUACAACACCCAUGUGGAAAGAGAUUUAAAACAGGGAUUCCCCCAACUUUAUACCUUGGGGAAAAUGUUUUUCUCAGUUUUGACCGUUUUGAAAGCAGCCGACAGCCAGUACUUAUCCCAUCAACCUUAACAACUCCGCCAGCCCUGGUUAGUUCUGCUGUCUUUGUCCAAACAGACAGACUCCUGAUAGUGGUAAAUGGGAUAGUUUAUCUUCACUUCAUUUACCAGCUGAAUUUAUGGAAAACAGCAAAAGGAAUUAAAGAUCCAGUUACUGAGCUCUCAAACUACGAUUGUUGCUUUGCUCCAAAAGAUCUUAUCUGCUCUGAUAUCAGUCAAAUGGUCCUGGCCUAUGACACAGGCGAUUUGGCCAACACCAGGCAGAUAUUCUACUCCCAAGAUGGUGGAUUUACAUUUAAGUCUAUAGAAAGUAAGCCACGUUAUGAUGGCACACUGCUUCGUGUGUACUAUUUUGCUUCCACGUCAGAAAUUGGAAUGCUUGUUAAUAGGACUGAAGAUAAUGCAACUUUGACUUAUUUCACAUAUGGAGAUGUAGAAUACGUGGCUAAUCAAACAGGAACACCAUUUGUUUUAAAUCUACACGAUGACGACAAAAUCCUAAGCAUACUUCCUCCCGGGCUAAGAGGUUUUAUCAUACUUUGGUCCCAUGACCACUUUAUGAGCUCAUCCAACAAUGGGAUGACAACAGAAAUUGUCACUGUACUUCCCACACAUGAUUAUCCUAACACCAGUUUCCCUACGCAUGACGAAGGUGUAUGUUUUGUGGCUGCCACCAGUUCUGAAGUUGCAGCCAUCACCAAGAAUCGGCUUUUCUAUGGAAGCUUAGACAUGGUUUCCAGUCAGAUGGUACUUCUUGGAGAAAAGAACGUCUCCACGCUAGCUGACCCUUGUGAAGUCAUGAUGUUUGACCACAUCGGGACGCUUAGCAUCAUACAUCCUGUUCCCAGUGACUUAUCUGAUUAUUAUAACUUCCAUAAAUGUACCAUCAAUAUACAAGCCAGGCUCAUGGAUUUGCAGCCACCGAUGCAGCCUUGCCCAAUAGAGAUCCUGGAUGGAGAGUUUCAUGAUCGUAUGUUUUAUAUUGAUGUAAAAGACCAGCUUUAUUUUAAUGUCACAUUUGUCCCCAAGCCAGGCACUGGGGCACAUCCUUAUGUAACUGUGGGCAACCCACAUGUGCUGGCCUUCCGGGCACACAUUGUGCAAGAAGGCUAUACCUAUGAUGGAAAUCCUAAAUAUAUCUUACAUAUAAAACUGCUUGAACAAAGGUUCUCGGGAAUGUCCCAUGAAAACUUUUAUGAUGACUAUCUCACAGGCAAGGUAUCUACUGUCACUGUGGAUGUUUACAACAAAGGCAUAUUCUGUGUUGACAUGAACCCACAGACCGCUCUUAUUGCUGUGGACUGUCCACCUAAGAAACACAUCAGAGUUGUUAAGAGUACAACAGCAUGCUGCAAGGACCUCUUUAAGCCACGCCUAAUGCAAAAUUUUACUUAUUUAAUUGAUAAGAAUUUAUAUGAUCCAUUUUUUCUUGGCAGAAAAGAUAUAAAACAGGAGGACCAUCCUGUUCCUUAUAAAUAUGAGGAAUGGGAAUGUCCUCUGCUCCUAUAUUACGACAGUCCAUGGAUUCCAAGUCUUGAGCUGUGGGAAAAUGAUGCAUUUGUGGAAUAUGUACCUGCUGAUUUUGUACUCAUCGAAAUUAAUGGAAUGCAUAAUUAUGAUUAUCUCUUGAAUGAAGUAGAGGCAAAUUGUCUGUCAGCAGCUCAGAACUGGACCACUCAGAUACAAGUGGAUCCCGACAUCCACCCAACUGAUGCCUGGAGCAGAUAUAAUUAUCACAGUUGUAAGACACACAAAGGAAAUCAUUCAUUACCAUCCGCUGCCUCUAAGUAUCAAGUUCUAAACAUGAACGAGAAUAACAGAGUAAUAUUUCCACAGUACAGUGGCAUUUAUGUCUUCAAAAUCGUCGUUGUGGAUCCUCUCUACAGCUACUGUAACCUAAACACAACUGUCAGUGUGUAUGUGCAUGGUGCCCUCCCAAAGUCUGAGAUCAAUGUUGGUAAAACAUUGGUUAGCUUUCUGGUUCUGAUAUUUGGCUCCAUCCUGAUGGCAUACUACUUUCCUAAAUUAAUGAAGGAAAAUGCAAGGAUGAAAUCUAUUUGGGACUAAUACUUUAUCUUGUUGCCCCAAGUUCAAAGAAAGCUAUGCCAAGAUGAUAGAUUUCCAGUUUUAUAGUUACACAAAUUAGACUCUCUGAGUAGCUAUUUAGUAUAUUUAGGGUUAGUUUUAAUAAUAGUCAAUUUAUUAAUUCAACAGGUAUUGGAUAUUAAAAAAUCUAUAGCUUUAGUCAUGCACAUUUCACUGCAGGAAUAUGUAAACUGGCAGUGGCAAUGAGUCCAAUGUUCAGUACCAAUCCUUCCAUUUCACAGUCAAAAUAUAUUCUUCUGCUAUGGUCCCCUUUAUUAAAUAUUUUUUCUCUUUCUCUCCCACUUUUGGGAGGGUCUGAUUCACCCAGAAUGUUGCAAUACCUUUGACAGUUGUCUAUGAGCAUUCUGCUGUUAGUUAGUGGGCAUAAAUUGUCAUGCUACUUAAACCAGCAGUAACCAUCAGAUAUUAAUAAGCAGUUGCCUUAAUCUCUUCCAGGAUUUGCAAAAAAAAAUGUAAAACAUCCGUACAGGAAAUACAGUGCAUAUUUUAUUCUAUUUACAGUACAUUUGUUAUAAAUAUACAUUUCUUGAAAAGCUUAAUUAACUGGUAUUUUUAACAGAUUAAUUACAUUGUUUUAGUAACAUAAUAAAGUGAAUGAGUCUAAAUGAACAACAUUUCAUGUUUGUG